Rotaria sp. Silwood2 is the source of this 1677-nucleotide messenger RNA. The record is from the annotation of a GenBank genome assembly. Lineage: Eukaryota; Metazoa; Rotifera; Eurotatoria; Philodinida; Philodinidae.
AAUCUGUUCGAAAUGCAGAAAUUGGAGAAUUUUUUUACUUCAGUGAUUGAUUAUCCUGCAAAACAAUUAUAAUUUAUGGGUGGGUGUGGUGGAGAGGGGUAGCCGCGAAACCUUGACCUUAAAACUUAUACUCACUAUUUUCUUCGAAAAUAUAUGUGAGUUCCACAAAAGUAUCACACGUAGUACAGAAAAAAAACUUGCCGUACUCCAAUUGGAUUGCCGAUUUCUGAUAUUCAACAUGUGAAUAACUGAACGAAACUUGGUGGAGAAAUGGAAACAGUCGUUGCUCCGGAAUCGAUUUUGAAGACAUUUCGUGUUCAUGUAGUAGCAAAUAGAUUAGAAAAUUCAUCGGUUGCUGUGUCGCAAGCCUCGAUCUCGAACUAAUUAAUUAGUAAUGAUGGUUGAAUAAAUCAAUUUAGACUAUCGCAAUGCUAAACAACACUAAAUCGCAAACAAGCGUGUUUCAAAUUGUACUUCCGUUCAGUACGGCGCAAAAUGGUUUCACAACUAUAGUUCAAUAAGAGUCUAUAUUAAGCUAGUUUCACAUUGUUUGCCUCAAGGACAAAUUUGUUCAUUUGAUAAAACACCUGCCUCAUAUUGUUAUCCGUGUCGAAAUGUCAUUGACGCAACUAUUCCGAUUAAAAUAUCUCUUUUAGCAGAACCUGUGACAAGGUCAACAUUCGGAUCAUGAGAGAUCAACUCAUUGCCAGCCCUCGAAGAGAAGAGUGGCAAUGUCGUUGACUCUAUCUGAUAAAGUCACAAAAUUGACUACAAAUGACGGCACUGUCAAUGACUAUUCAUUAUUGAUUCAGUUUAUAACUAUCAAUAAAGGAAAGAAAUAUGAAACAUAAUGUUUUGUUGGAACUCAUCUCAUUUAUUGCUUACGGGGUCGAACACGCCAAUGAAUCAAAUGAAGAUGGAUGUUCUUUUUUUCCAAAUUUUUUAUCAUUCAUUUUAAAUGCAAAGAUGGCAUGCGCAGCACCUAUUCGAUUUCUAUCCUUUCUCUUUCUGUUAAAAUGUCAUUUAUGCUCAGUACUUUUAUAUAAUACUGAAAACAGUGAUGAAACUAUUGAUUACUACGAUUGUAUUUAUCAUCAAACUGAAGCGGAAAUCAAAUAUUGUAUUCGUCCCAACGAAGCACUACCUUUCUUAAAUCGCACGUUUGAUUAUUGCUUCAAUAGUGGGACAAAAGUGACCUUCUUUGAAUUGCGGCAACUCAAUAUUUCAUUGAGCCAACUUCUUCGAUGGACUUCUUCUAUUGAAAUCAUAGAUGCAUUUCUAUCCAGCCAUGAUGACAAUCAAGUGCAGAACUUUAUUUGCAAUUGUACCAACAUCAAUACAUUCGGAAAAUACUGUGAAUAUGAACUAUUUUAUAAUGCAACAACAUUUAGUCAAACUGUUACGAAGCAAUAUGAAUUGAAACGUCAGUAUCCGUAUUUCGGUGGUCAACUCUAUGGUAAUUUGUCAUGUUAUACAACAUUAUUACAGUGUGAUUAUGGUGAAUUAUGUUUAAAUUGGAGAGAUAUUUGUGAUGGAAUACAGCAGUGCAUUGAUGGGAAAGAUGAAAACAACUGCGAUAAAUUAGAAUUCAAUGAAUGUGACAAUGAUGACAAAGGAGAAUAUCGUUGUGGAAACGGCGCUUGUAUUCCAGCAGAAUAUUUUCUAGAUGGUAAGUAA